CAUCAAACCACUCGUACCCUUUAAGCCCCUCCUGCCACGUUGGGAUGGCCCUACAUUCCUCACUACCGAUCUGAAAUUCCGCACCACCAAUCAUGCGACCCGGAGAUAAUCGCUAGAAACAUCCCAUAACGUCAACUGGCAUUAUGAUGUCAUCUCUAGAAGUCGCGGAUAGGCCCCGAGUAUCGAAUUUGGCAUUUUGCGCAGUAUAAAUGUGAUGUGUGAGGUCACCUAUCACAUUGCGCAUCUGCAUGCAGUCGACAUUGUCCUCGAUCAGCCAAACCAUCUCCACCAAGAUGCUUUCGUUUUAUCCCGAGCCCCAGAACAACAACAGCCUUGUGGAAGCCUGCCCGCAUCACACAUACCUCCGCCAUUGUAUUAACCUGGCCAAGCUGUCCCCGCCGCGCCCUGCCCUCUUCCGCGCUGGGGCGGUGCUGGUGUCGCGCAAACUCGUGCGGGGCACAGACGACGAGCUCUACAACGAUGACCGGCUUCUCUCGUCGGGAUACACAAUGGAACUGGUGAAAAGUCCCCACGCGGAACAAGCAUGUCUCUCCAACUAUGCUGCCGUCCACGAGGUACCGGACAGCGAGGUCGGGGAUGUGCUGCCCUCUGAACCGGAUCGGACACUAGUCAUGUACAUUGGCUUCGAACCUUGCGUGGAGAACGUGGGGAGAGAUGAGUCCUGCGUGCAGAAGAUUAUCGACACACGGAAAGGUGGUCGAAAGGGCGUCGAGAAGGUUUAUUUCGGGUCGCUGUCGCCAUGCUCGAGCGACGAGCAGCCAUCGGCACGUCAGAUGCUCGGCGAGGCCGGCAUUGAGUGGCAAUUAGUUGAGGGCCUGGAACGGGAGAUUCUGGCGGUCGCAACGGAGGGGUAUGGGAACAAUAAGAGGUUCUGAGAUUUCUGGUGUUGCUUUAUUUGUAAAGAGUUUGUUAAUGCUUUGAGGUUAACUGUAACAUGACUUG
Aspergillus homomorphus CBS 101889 is the source of this 963-nucleotide messenger RNA. RefSeq names its product putative DRAP deaminase. The record is from RefSeq and is a predicted model, not a curated record. The transcript is spliced from 2 exons. Gene Ontology annotation, molecular function: catalytic activity. Lineage: Eukaryota; Fungi; Ascomycota; Eurotiomycetes; Eurotiales; Aspergillaceae. The coding region runs from base 249 to 896 and encodes 215 amino acids.